AUGGAUGACCCGGAAAAGGAAGCUCAACAUAUCGAGGCCAUUCCUCCAAGCACCUCGCAGUCUCUAGACAACUCGCUCGACUUUCAGCUUGAAACACUUUCCUAUGGCAAGAGCGGUCUUCCUGGUAUCCUAAGCUCCGGAUAUGUGUUCGCUGCUGCUGGCCUGGCUAGCAUGGGCGGGUUCUCCUUUGGAUAUGACCAAGGCGUCGUCUCGAUUAUCUUGACCAUGCCCCAAUUCCACGACCAGUACCUUGAAACGCGCCCCGGUUCCGCAGGGUACGGCUUCCACGUCGGCUUCAUGACCGGAAUGCUGGAGCUGGGAGCUUUCCUCGGCUGCCUCGUCUUUCCCAAGUUUGCAGACGUCUACUUAAGGAAAUGGGGACUCGUUGCGGCCGUCGUAGUCUUUUGUCUUGGCGCUAUCAUCCAGACAGCUUCUCAGAACUACGGGACCCUCGUGGCCGGACGAACCAUUGGAGGCAUCGGCGUUGGUACACUAGCUAUGGGUGCACCUCUCUACAUUUCAGAGGUGGCACCACCAAAUGUUCGGGGCUCCUUGCUUGUCCUUGAAGCCAUCAGCAUCGUCGUUGGUGCUAUUAUCUCUUACUGGAUUACCUAUGCUACGAAGGAUAUUGCUGGAGAUUGGGCUUUUCGUCUACCCUUCGUGCUGCAAAUGGUACCAGCACUUUGCCUCCUAGCGAUCAUGUUCUUCCCAUAUUCGCCACGCUGGUUAGUCAUGAGGGGGCGCAAUGAUGAUUCGUUAGCAUCUCUAUCGAAACUGCGUCGCCUCCCAGGGUCAGACCACAGAGUGCAAGCAGAAUGGAAGGCAAUCAUUACGGAGGUUAAGUUCCAAGAAGAGAUGACUGCAACAGCGCACCCAAGAGCCACAGGGCUGAAGCUGGAACUUGCGGAGUGGUUUGAUUUGUUCAGACCCAAAUACAUCAGAAGGACUGCAGUGGCACUAGCAAUACCGUUCUUUCAGCAGUUCUCGGGAAUUAACGCGUUCGUUUACUAUGCCCCGACCUUCUUCGCUGCGCUCGGUCAAGACGCGCACAUGUCCUUGAUUCUCUCCGGAAUGGUGAACAUAUGUCAGCUCGUAGCUGCCAUCCCUACGUUCCUCUACCUGGACAGGAUGGGCCGCCGCAAGCUCGCGAUCUUCGGUGGCAUCGCCAUGGGAAUUCCACACACUGUCAUGGCCGGGAUCGUUGGAAAGUUCAACUCAAGCUGGACCACUCACACUGGGGUUGGCUGGUUCGGCGUCGCUUUGAUUUACAUUUACAUAUUAUGCUACGCGGUUUCCUACGGCCCACUGGCAUGGUGCAUGCCUGCUGAGGUUUUUCCAAAUCAUCUCCGCGCGAAGGGCGUCGGGGCUGCUACAGCAACCAUCUGGUUAUCUAACUUUGUCAUUGGUGUGUCCGUACCACCGAUGAUGAUUAGUAUUGGGUAUGGAACUUACAUUUUCUUCGCCUGCUUCUGCUUUGCAGCGGCCGUGUUCUCGUAUUUCCUCGUCCCUGAAACGUCUGGAAUGACGCUUGAGCAGAUGGAUAUAGUGUUCAAGGAUAAUUCGGGCGAGGUGGAGGCGGCUGCGAAGAGACGGAUUGCACGAGAGUUGCAGUUGUAA
This is a messenger RNA of Mytilinidion resinicola, 1617 nucleotides long. Its product is annotated as general substrate transporter. Gene Ontology annotation, cellular component: membrane. Gene Ontology annotation, biological process: transmembrane transport; carbohydrate transport. NCBI's taxonomy places the organism in Eukaryota, Fungi, Ascomycota, Dothideomycetes, Mytilinidiales, Mytilinidiaceae. The record is from RefSeq and is a predicted model, not a curated record. Bases 1 to 1617 code for a protein of 538 amino acids. The transcript is spliced from 5 exons. Gene Ontology annotation, molecular function: carbohydrate:proton symporter activity.